ACGGCCGUGGGGACGGGCGCGGGUCCGAGCGGCUCCCCCGCGGGCGGUGCUGGCGGGAGGGCGCGGGCCAGGCCGGGGAGGCUGCGCGGAGCACGCGCGCGGGGAUUCGGGAGUCCCCGGCGUCCCGUCCGGCGAGGCUCGGGUGCAGAGCAGAGUUAGGAAGAGGUGGAGUCCUUGGCGGGUCACAGAGGAGUGCACGGUCCAGGCGUGCGUGGGAGCAGUGCACACUCACUGCCCGGGGGGCCCUCGGAGUGUCCAUCCUCACAUCCCACCAUGUCCUACGUGUUUGUGAACGACUCUUCCCAGACUAAUGUGCCCUUGCUCCAAGCCUGCAUCGAUGGAGACUUCACCUACUCGAAGCGGCUGUUGGAGAGUGGCUUCGACCCAAAUAUCCGAGACAGCAGGGGCAGAACAGGCCUUCACCUCGCCGCGGCCCGAGGGAACGUGGACAUCUGCCAGCUGCUGCAUAAAUUUGGUGCUGAUCCACUGGCCACGGAUUAUCAGGGGAACACUGCCCUCCACCUGUGUGGCCACGUGGACACCAUCCAGUUCUUAGUUUCCAACGGACUCAAAAUUGAUAUUUGCAAUCAUCAGGGUGCUACCCCCUUGGUUCUGGCCAAGCGCCGGGGCGUGAACAAGGAUGUCAUCCGACUGCUGGAGUCUUUGGAAGAACAGGAGGUGAAGGGGUUCAACAGAGGCGCACACUCGAAGCUGGAGACCAUGCAGACGGCAGAGAGCGAAAGUGCCAUGGAAAGCCAUUCUCUGCUCAACCCCAGCCUCCAGCAAGGUGAAGGAGUCCUGUCCAGCUUCCGGACCACGUGGCAGGAGUUCGUGGAGGACCUGGGCUUCUGGAGGGUCCUGCUCUUGCUCCUGGUCAUUGCUUUGCUAUCUCUGGGCAUUGCCUACUAUGUGAGUGGGGUGCUGCCCUUCGUGGACAACCAGCCCGAGCUGGUCCAUUGAGGCUCACGGGGGUAAGGCAAGGUCCUGUCAGUAUUGGUUUUCAGUUCUUAGACUAUUUCUUAGCACAAAGCAGCGAGGGCUGUGUUUUAUUUUGGAUUUUUACUUACCAUGACCUUUGAGAAGAACGAAUUGCUCCUUUGAACUUUGUCCUGUGGUCGGUUGGACUGCAUCCUAACGCUGUGCACCAGAAUUGUGUGAUCAGAUGUGGUGGUGACCAGAGUGGGCGCUCACAGCAGAAGCCACAGUAGGGACCCGACCCUGAUGGAGGAGCAGUGGCCACCGGAAAGCAGAUUGUUUUCCUGUGAUUCCAUUUUAUUAGUGGACUGGUUUUCUCUCUUGCUCAUUACUUUGCAAGAGCCCUGUCUUGUUUUUAUUUACUUUCCUGGGAAGAGGAGAAAGUGGAAACUUUCAACUUAAAUUUUGAUUUUUUUUUCUCACAACCAAAAUGGCAAAUCAGAACUGUUAGAACUUUGAGUUUUAAAGAGUAUUUUCAGGCUAGUGAGACAGCAGACAGGUUUUGAGGAUUAGCAGUCUUUCCUUGAACAUGGAUUGAUGGGACAGUUUUGAUUCAUCCUAAACUGAUCGUUUGCAGUGUCUGUGAAAAUUAGCUCUAGAGUUCACUCUACUCACUCCCCGGCCUCCUCCAUUUUUGCUUUUGAGGUGUUCUAGUCAGAAACCAUCAGGAAACCCUUUGGAGUGAACAGUCAUUAGAGAAGAAGAAUCCUCUCCUUCCCUGUCUCUGUCCUCAGCACCACUGCCUGUCAGCCCGUCGGCCAGCUGCGUCCUCGUGGGCGUCACAGGUCAUCCUGGGUCCCAGCGAGCGCCAUCAGGCCACCCGGUGUCCGACGGUGGAGGUGGAGGGGUAUUUCUGAGUAAGCCGUGAACAAUGUCAUGCUGGUGUCCUGGUGUCAGUCUGCUAGUGUAGGGCGUGGUGUGGAUAGGAAUCUGGACCCCAGGCUACAUGCAGCUCCUAACUGUGUGUUUGAAGCCCCCUUUGUCUGUGGUUCUGUAAUAGAGAAAUCAUGUUUUUAUGUUAUUACGGAGUAUGGAAACAAUAAUUUUCACUGAGUGAAAUCUGAAACCCACAGUGAAUAACUAAUGGUCUUGCUUUCUGUAGUUGGCGUCUGGGUGGGGUGGUCCUUCUGCCAGCCUGUCGCUUGCUGAUGCUGUCUCCUCUGCUCUUAGAUGCCAGGCUCUGACCCUUUUUCUUUCAUGUGGCCUUAUCCUAGCUGAAGGAAGGGCUUCACAGUUCCUGACUGGCCGCUUCAGAGUCAGCUUGCAGAGUCUCGCUCUUGCUUAAUCAUGCUUGGUGGAAUGCAUGGAAGGAAAGCAGACUUCUGCCUGGGGAGCAGAAGCAGUUCAUUGUGUUCGGAACAAAAUGCUUUAGCAGUAGUUUUCUCUCUGUAAAUCCAAAUGUAUUUAAUAUGUAAAUAUGUUGCAUCUAAGAUCCCUGCUUCCUGCCCAGUUCUGGUUCCUUUGCAUUGUGUGCUCUGUGCUCUUCAUGCAGUAAUGCCAAUAAAUGCAUUUAUAAUCCUUA
Peromyscus leucopus (white-footed mouse) is the source of this 2497-nucleotide messenger RNA. It is a transcript of the gene Ankrd46, whose product is annotated as ankyrin repeat domain 46. Bases 274 to 960 code for a protein of 228 amino acids. The record is from RefSeq and is a predicted model, not a curated record. The transcript has 4 exons. NCBI's taxonomy places the organism in Eukaryota, Metazoa, Chordata, Mammalia, Rodentia, Cricetidae. Gene Ontology annotation, molecular function: protein binding.